CCAUUGCGUUGCGCGCGGCCCGGCGGCGGCGUGGGCGCAGGCGGUGCCGCGGGCGGCGCAUGCGCCCUGCCCGCCCGAGGGCCCUUCCGCGCAUGCGCGCGGCGCGGCGCUCCCUUUCUGCCCCUCGCUGGAGCCGCCAUGGCGCCCGUGAAGAAGCCGGCAGCGAAAGGUGGCAAAAAAAAGAAGCAGGUGCUGAAGUUCACGCUGGACUGCACGCACCCGGUGGAGGACGGAAUCAUGGACGCCGCCAACUUCGAGCAGUUCCUGCAGGAGAGGAUCAAGGUGAACGGGAAGGCCGGUAACCUGGGCGGGGGCGUAGUGACUAUCGAGAGGAGCAAGAGCAAGAUCACUGUUACUUCAGAGGUUCCCUUCUCAAAGAGGUACCUGAAGUACCUGACCAAGAAGUACCUGAAGAAGAACAACCUGCGCGACUGGCUGCGCGUGGUGGCCAACAGCAAGGAGAGCUACGAGCUGCGCUACUUCCAGAUCAACCAGGACGAGGAGGAGGAGGAGGAGGAGGACUAACCCCGGGGGGAGCGUUUUGUACAUUUUAUUAUAAUUUUUUUUUUUUUUCCUUGAAUAAAUCGUGGGGGAAAAAAAAAAAAAA
This is a messenger RNA of Anas platyrhynchos (mallard), 607 nucleotides long. It is a transcript of the gene RPL22, whose product is annotated as ribosomal protein L22. Lineage: Eukaryota; Metazoa; Chordata; Aves; Anseriformes; Anatidae. Gene Ontology annotation, cellular component: ribosome. Gene Ontology annotation, biological process: cytoplasmic translation. The record is from RefSeq and is a predicted model, not a curated record. Gene Ontology annotation, molecular function: RNA binding; structural constituent of ribosome.